AGUAAUUCCUUACCCCAGCAAGGCAACACUAACCUCAACAAAGAUACUGAAGAUGGUGAGGUGUGUCUGGCUUUGGAAAGGACUCGAGCUCCUUCCCUUGCUGAACUGGACAGCAAUAGUUCCUUCAGCAGUCUGGAAGAGGAGGAAGCCCAGGCGGACCUUGCCCACCAAUGGCCACCUGCCGCACGUGGUACCCGUUUUCCCUCAGCAAACCCCACAUCGACUUUGCGCCGCAUGACCGCCGCCUUUGUUUGCGUGUUCGCUCCUGAGCGCAGAGUUGCCAGAUUGGUGGAUGAACUCUCAUGUGACAAGCGCUCCACAUUUGGGUCGCUGGUGCAGGACUUUUUAGAGAAGCAGAGGCAGGAGAUGGAGGCCUCAAAGCAUAGUUCUGCUGUGGAGCUGCUUCAGGGGAUGAGAAGAUUUCUGUCCCAAGCCAAAAGUCUCCUUCUGGAAGCAGGAGAAAUAGAACCUCCAAUUGAGACACUGGUGCCUGAGAAUGAGAAAGAUCUUGCCCUGGAAAAGGCUCUGUUUGGCUGCGUGUUGAAGCCGUUGAAGGUUCAGCUGCAGCAGAGGCUCGUUUCCCUCCACACUAAGGACGGCUCCUUACAGAAGAUCACAGACAGCUUGCUGGCCUACCAGGAGGGCGCACUGGAGCGGCUGGCUGUACGAGUCGGCGUCCUGGACGUUCGCGGCAUGGACAGAGCGAAGGCAAAGCUCACACUGAUGCAGCGCAGCCAUUCGCCCAUUGACAAAGUGCUGCUUCUGCUGCAGGUGUGCAAGAGUGUGUACAAAGCCAUGGGCACACAACCUGAUCAGGACGUGGGGUCUGAGGACUUCCUACCAGCGCUGUCCUACGUGCUAGUUCAAUGUAACAUCCCACAACUGCUGCUGGAGACAGAGUACAUGAUGGAGCUGCUUGAGCCGUCAUGGCUGACAGGAGAAGGUGGAUAUUAUUUGACGAGUGUGUAUGCCAGCCUAUGUCUGAUCCAGAACAAGCCUGGGGCCACGCCCACCUGCAGUAUAACCAAUGAGGCUCAAGAGUACUUGAGGGAGUGGAGCAGGAGGCGGGGCCAAGAAGCCAAGACACAGAAAGACAAUCAGCUGAAACAGAGGUUUGUGCGAGUGUUGUUCCAGGACGACUGUCGUAGUGGAGUGCGAACACUCCUCUGGAAGACAGGGGAAAAUGUGGAGGCUUUAUCCCAAACCUGCGCCGGUCUGUUCGGCGUGACGGAGCCGCAGCACUACUGUCUGUUCUGGAGGAGUGAAGGGGAAAUGCGUCCUCUGCCGGCCCAUAUUCAGCCACAUCAGCUGGGCAUGCACGAGGCAGUGUCGCUGUCUUACCUCCGCUCCGAUCACGACUUCAGCAAGAUGCGCAGACUGACCAGAGGAGGCGCUGUAGAUCUGGGCGAGUCGGUGUGCGAGGAGUGAAGAGACGCAGGUGCACAAUGUGACUUUUACCAUUUAUAUUUGUUGUCACGUCGGUGGCAAGAGGAUUAUGGAUGUCAUAAAGUAUUUGAAUGCUGUACAUGUGUUCAGUUCUAUGGAUGAUGGUGAUUAUUUUUGUGUGUUUGGGUGUGUCGCGUGUAAUCAGAAAGCACAAUAGCAUUUCAAAUGGAUACUUGGUAAUAAUGCAAAAAGCAAUAUCUGCCAAACCGUCACUUAUCGAUUGGCUUGCAGAGGUGUGCAUUGCAGAGUAAUACCAAAGUGUUGACUAUACACACAAAAAAAAUCUAAAUAAAAAUGAGUAAUGUUUAAAGAGUAUAUGUGCACAUCUGAGUAACGGCACUGUGUCUGCACUGGACGCAUGUAGCAUGCUGCAUUGAAUCACUGGAGCUGUUUACACUGGACUGCACUUUCACUUCAUGCUCUCAUUCAUCUGAAAUACAAAAACUUAUUUACUAAUAUCAUACAUGUUAAUUGAUAGAUAUUUGUUUUUUUAUUCUGCAUUGGUGCCCAUAAGAUUACAUAAAAUCUGGAAUUUAUUUAUUGAUUUAUUUUUGAUGUUUAGAUUUUUAUUUGAAGCUCCGUUGUAGCUCGAGAUCCCAAAUGCAUCAACUUCACUGAAAUGCUGAUUCAUUUAUUUUUAAUAAACACGGUUUAGCAAAUUAGAGAAAUAGGCAAAUAUGAUAAUUUCAUAUGUAACGUCUAUUUCAAAAAUACCUUUGUACACCAGUUUAUUUCGUUAAAAUAUGUGUUUGUAUUUUUACCAUUCGAAAAGGUAAAGGUAUUUUAAUGUUUUAUCUCUUCUGCUCACCA
Messenger RNA from Carassius auratus (goldfish), 2256 nucleotides. RefSeq names its product ras and Rab interactor 2-like. The transcript is spliced from 5 exons. Gene Ontology annotation, biological process: vesicle-mediated transport. The annotation marks the transcript as partial. The record is from RefSeq and is a predicted model, not a curated record. Gene Ontology annotation, cellular component: endocytic vesicle; cytosol. Gene Ontology annotation, molecular function: guanyl-nucleotide exchange factor activity; small GTPase binding. Lineage: Eukaryota; Metazoa; Chordata; Actinopteri; Cypriniformes; Cyprinidae.